Angiostrongylus costaricensis is the source of this 1305-nucleotide messenger RNA. Lineage: Eukaryota; Metazoa; Nematoda; Chromadorea; Rhabditida; Metastrongylidae. The record is from the annotation of a GenBank genome assembly.
UUGUGUCUUGUUGUAUUUCCAUCGUUCAGUUUCUAUGUGUACUCUACUGUUUUUGCAGUUAGCAAGUUGCACUCAUCUACUUCUUGGUCACGAUGGCUACUCACUGUUACCAUCGUUUCGUUUGUGCUUCUAUUCAUAUUUCAUCGUCCCUUACCUGAAGGUUUCACGAAGAAACCUAUGGACAGAUUUCUGAUACAUUUUUUUGAAACGUCACUCAGAGUAACAUACUACUGGCCGAGUCGAUUAUUCACGAAGGCAAGCACUAUGGUAUGGUGGACUCGCGCAGUUCUCAACAAUCUAACACGAUUUCUUGGACCAUACUUACCUGACCAAGCUAUAUCUGCGGAGAAUAGAGAUUUUAGAGGGGUUCCAGUACGUGUGUAUGCGCCUCGUCAGAAUGUGUCGAACGAUGGCGCUGUUGUUUUCAUACACGGAGGUGGAUUUGCCCUUGGAAACAUUGACAUUUACGAUUCUCUAACACGUAGGAUAUCUAAAAUGUUGAAUGUUGUUCUUGUGUCAAUCGAAUAUCGGCUUUCUCCAGAAACCCCAUUUCCGGGUGGAUUAAAUGACUGUGAAAUAGCUUUAGAAUACUUCCUCAAAAUUUCUAUGGAAGAGUAUGGCGUGGAUCCAAGGAAGAUUGUGUUAAUGGGUGAUUCGGCCGGCGGUAACCUAGUUGCUGCAAUAACACAACGACGUCGUGAUACCGGCAAAAAACCUGAUAUUCUUGGUCAGGUUUUGAUUUAUCCUCUUCUUCAGCUAGCCGAUUUGCAGUCGCUUUCGUAUCGAUACUUUCAUACGAACCUUCAUGGAACUUCUCUAGUCGAUCCGGAGUCCGUUGCGUAUUAUUACAUGUUUUAUGCUGGUAUAAACAUGGACAAUUACUCCCACCUCGUGAAAUACGUCCUUGUUAAUGGCCACGUUGCUUAUCAGUUGCGGGACAAAGUGGAGAGGAUACUGGAUUACGAUUCACUUUCCUAUCUGAACUAUAGAAAUGAGACGUUGAUAGAGCGGAAGGAGACGGUUCAUUCUGUUGAGGCACAACAACUUCUAGCGCCUUUCUUAACAAAUCCAAAUUUCUCUCCACUUAUGCAAGAGGACUUGUCAAAUCUACCACCUGCCUUUGUAAUGACAUGUGAAUAUGACGUACUGCGUGACGAAGGAAUCUUGUAUGCUAACCGACUUAAGGUACGUUCUGAUACCGUCUUAGUGAGGGUUCAUUGCCUUACUGAUUAUUUAUGGGGCGUAUGUGGGCGCAGUGGUCGGAAGCGCCUUGUACUACACAUGGGAUUGAUCCCUCCACCAUAG